Darwinula stevensoni is the source of this 711-nucleotide messenger RNA. Lineage: Eukaryota; Metazoa; Arthropoda; Ostracoda; Podocopida; Darwinulidae. The record is from the annotation of a GenBank genome assembly.
AUGCAGGUGUUGGGAUUGUUGGUCUGCCUUGUCACCCUGGCCCUCGUACAUGGAACCUUUGGAGGCUUUGGAUUCGGAGGCUUUGGACCGUUUGGAGGAGGUGGCUAUGGAGCCGAUGAUGGCGACUUCUCGGAGGGUCGUCUCACCCAUCCAUCGUGGCCGAGCGUCUUCUUUUUCCUCAUACGCCCUCCCAGCCACCCCCGCCGUCCGUCGGCCUUUCACAGUUCCGUCCGCAUGCACGCAAAGAUCAAAAAGCCUUUCGCUUUCGACACGUUUUCGAGCUCUGUGCCACUUUGCUCUCUUUUCGUUGCACUGUCAGCCACAUUGCCUGACAAGACGGGACAUUUUUCCCUCUCACCCUCCCGUAUAAAUACCCCCAACCGGAGCGGACCACCUCACAGUCGAUCAUCUGCAAUUGGACCAGAGCAGCAGUCUUGGUUUCUCUGUGGCCAGUGCACUUCACUGCAUCAGUGCCUUUUCGUCUGCACACACAUCUUCAAGAUGAAUUACGUGUUGGGAUUGUUGGUUUGCCUUGUCACCCUGGCCCUCGUCCAUGGGACCUUCCUUGGAGGAUUCAGAGGCUUUGGACCGUAUGCAGGAUAUGGCUAUGGAGGAUUCUACCGACCUUACGGCGAAUACUUCGGCGGAUACGGACCUUACGGGCACGAGCACCACCACCACCACCAUUCCCACUUUGGCUACUUCCGCUGA